CUACACGUCUCCCUGCCCCCUAUGAGCGUUGUUGUGAAUUCAAUAUGGCGAAAGUUAAUGUUGUGUCCAUUUACAAAAAGAAAUCGGAAUGAAGUGCGAAGUUAAUCGUUUGAGUAGAUAAAGUGUAUUAUGCGAUUAUUAUAUUCUAUAACUCGUACCGACACGUGAUAUAUUCAAAUUCCCCGUAAUUCGCUGCCGAAAUAAUUUGAGCGUGUUUGCAUUUAUAGUAUUAUUAGUCGAAUAGUCUAAAAGAAAUCAACAUUUCCCAACACUAAUUGGCAAAUUGUUGGCUAUUCAGACGGAAUGUGGGAAAUUUGCCAGUGUAGUGUAAAGGAUUGAAAAAAAUUCCAAUCAUGACUGAUACGAGAAGAAGGGUAAAACUGUACGCAUUGAAUGCUGAUAGACAAUGGGAUGAUAGAGGCACUGGACAUGUUUCUUCAUCGUACGUAGAUCGGUUGAAAGGUAUAUCAUUAUUAGUGCGUGCCGAAAGUGACGGGUCUUUAUUGUUGGAAUCGAAAAUUCAACCGGACACCGCCUACCAGAAGCAACAGGACACUCUAAUAGUAUGGUCGGAGGGCGAUAAUUUCGAUUUAGCUUUGAGUUUUCAAGAAAAAUUGGGUUGCGAUGAGAUCUGGGAGAAGAUUUGCCAAGUGCAGGGUAAGGACCCCUCCGUGGAAAUCACCCAAGACAUCGUCGAAGAGUCCGAGGAUGAGAGAUUCGAUGAUAUGUCCGAUUCCGCGCCGCCGAUCGAGUUACCUAAUUGUGAAAUUGGCCGUUUAGAAGACAUCAGUGAAUUAAUAAGUAACUGUUUGAGUUCCCCGAUGAGAAAGGAAAAAUUAGCGGCCGCCAUCGAGAGUGAGGGGUACAUUAGAAAACUGAUAAACUUGUUUCAUAUGUGCGAAGAUUUAGAGAGUAUGGACGGGCUACACCACUUAUAUGACAUAUUCAAAAAUAUAUUUUUAUUAAACAAAAAUGUACUCUUUGAUGUGAUGUUUAGUGACGAACUAAUUUUCGAUGUGGUCGGUUGCUUAGAAUAUGAUCCAUCUUCUCCGGUUCCCAAGAGACACAGGGAGUACCUUAAACGACAUGCUACGUUCAAAGAAGCGAUCCCCAUCAAAAACGUAGAGCUGCUCUCGAAAAUCCAUCAAACGUUUAGAGUACAAUACAUUCAAGACGUUGUCCUACCAACACCAUCGGUUUUCGAAGAGAACAUGUUGUCUACGUUAAGUAGUUUUAUAUUUUUUAAUAAAGUUGAAAUAGUAUCGUUAGUACAAGAAGACGAGAAGUUCCUCACCGAAUUGUUCUCCAUGUUAACGGACGUACACACGCCCGAUUCUAAGAGAAGAGAUCUGGUGCUGUUCCUCAAGGAAUUCUGCAACUACUCUCAGAAUCUACAACCCCAAGCGAAGGAAUCUUUUUACAAGACGCUCACUUCUCUUGGCAUCCUGCCUGCGCUCGAGAUCACCCUUGCUAUGGAAGACCUUAAAACAAAGACUGCUUCUAUCGAUAUACUUACCUACAUAAUAGAAUUUUCACCGUCUGUAGUGAGGGAGUACACUCUACAGCAGGCCAGUAAUACUGAUGAGGACCAGAUGCUUCUCAAUAUAAUAAUAGAACAAAUGAUUUGUGAUACGGACGCUGAAUUAGGUGGUGCUGUUCAAUUAAUGGGCGUGCUGAGAAUUCUGUUGGAUCCCGAAAACAUGCUGGCGUCUGUUAACAAAUCCGAAAAAACCGAUUUCUUGAACUUUUUCUACAAACACAGUGUUCAUAUCCUUAUAGCUCCAUUAUUGGAAAAUACUGUACACGAUAAGCCGCAAAAGGAGGAUUACAGGAGCGUCCAAUUAUUGGGUCUCAUCCUGGAGUUGCUGUCAUUUUGCGUCGAACAUCACACUUAUCACAUAAAAAACUGCAUCUUAAACAAGGACUUGUUGAGGCGCAUCUUGGUUUUGAUGAAAUCGAGACACAAGUUUCUGGUGUUGUGCGCCUUGAGAUUCAUGCGCAAGCUCAUUGCUCUUAAGGAUGAAUUUUAUAACAGGUACAUUAUUAAGGGCAAUCUUUUUGCGCCGGUCGUCGACGCUUUCGUGAGGAACAACGGCCGGUACAACCUGCUCGAUUCGGCGAUUAUCGAAAUGUUCGAAUUUAUCCAAGUGGAAGAUAUCAAAACGUUGUGCUCGCACGUCGUGGAAAACUACGGGAAAUGUUUGGACGACAUUUGUUACGUUAAGACGUUCAAAUCGCUCAAAAUGAGGUACGAUCAACACCAGGACAAGCUGAAAGACAGGGAGAGGAAUAGUUUGGACGGUGUACCGUCUAUAUUACGCAACAGCCGUUACCGCAGGGAUCAAAGGCAAAUGGACGAGGAAGAGGAGAUUUGGUUCAACGAGGACGACGAUUACGAAGACACCGAAACAGUCUUACCCGCUGCCAAUGAUAUACUAAAGAAACUGGAUCCCGAUCUAGAUAGCAUCGGUAAGAUCAUGGAAAAAAGGCCUCCCACGGAAGCGAACGGUCCUAAAAUGAACAACAACUCGCCGAAAUCGCCGCAAGUUCAUAACAACAAUAGUAAUACAACGACAGGUGGCGGACAAGUCGCGGCGAGUCCAAUCGAUUUCGCUGAGAACAAAACGCAGCUUAUCAAAAGAGGCCUGGUUGAUUACGAAGGGGGCGAUUCGGACGAGGAAGACGACGAAAACGGCGAGGUGGCGAAGAGGCCGAGACUGUCAUAGUCGAGUAACACGAUCUGCAGCAUCUCUAGCACACACAACAGCACUCAUUCAGGUUUGAAUCAAACAUGUUUCAUAACUCUUAUCGUUUGGAAUCCAUUAUAAAAAUCGUAACUUUCUGGGUUUGUUCUAAAGCUUACCUCGAUUUUGUUUAAUCUUAAGGCGUUUGUAUUGAUAAGUAAGUAAAUUUUUGUAAAAUUAAAAUGUGAAUUAAUGUCUGCGAGUCCGUACCAACUUGUUAAAAUUUUUUUUAAUGAUUUUUCAUUCUUACUGACUUUGUGAUGUUAUGGACUGAAAAAUUGUUAUUAAUGAUUUUUAUUUAUUUUUGUCCUUUGUUGUUUUAUUCACAUGAAUAAUCAUACUCUGUCGUAUAAGAAAACUUGCUGGAAUGUUUAUACAAGCUCCUGAUGUCGAAUCCUAAGAUAAAUCAUGUUUAUUCUGAAAGAGAAAAGCAGUUGUAUAAUAAAGCUCACUAUUAUAUGAAUUAUUGAGUGAAUUGAUGAGAAAAGUUUAUAUUUCACAAGGAAUUUACGAAUAGCGGUACAGAUUCAUCGACUUUUGGCAUCGUUUUCUGAUGACUGCUUUUAAAGGUUAAAUUAAUUGUUUUUUUUAUAAUACAUUUUGCACAAACAAGAAAUUUAAUGUACUCAAUUUAAUGUCAUUUGCUACUUGAUAUACCCUUGUUGUUUUUAAAUUAUAAUGUACUACAAUAAUAAAAUCAUUCUAAAUUAUGGUAACACUUAUUUUUACAAAAAAUGUGCAUUAAAAUUUAUUUAUUCAAAACGCCAGUUUAUUGCAAUGUUAAUAUGUUGUGUGUUCAAGAGAGAAAUUUAGUGGUACUAAGUAAAAAAGUAAUGGAUGUUUUUAAUUGAUUUAAAAGGGGUAAAAAAUGAAAGCAAGGCGUUGAAUUGUUUAUAACUGUGAGGUUCUAUGCAUUGUGAAAUUUAAUGUAGAGUAAGGUAAAUCUAGCAGUAGAUAGCAUUUAGUAUGGAAUAUAUCUAAAAAAAUGUGUAGUGUCAUUGGAGUGCUUAGAUUGUUUAAUACUUCAUACUGAUUGUGUGUUUCAAUGAGAACAAUAUUACAAAAAUCGUUUUAAUUGGGAUGUUGGUGGAUUUUAUUUUUUAUCAUAAAGUUUGUUAGUUCUAAAAGAAAGUCAAAAAAUGUUGGCACAAUUUUAGAUAUCUUUAAUUCUAAGAGGGUUCUGCGGUGAGGGAGAGGGGUCCUGCUUUUUUAAUUUUUAAAAAAUUCACACUUUAUGACAGAAAAUGACACGAACCUAAUUCAAAAAGUGCAAGGAAUCGCUUUUGUAAAAUAUCUUCAACAAUUUUGAUUUAUCGAAUUCGAUGAGUUUGUUGAGUAGGCUCCUAAAACAUGCAGUAUGAAGUAUAAAUAUUAGACUAAAAAAAUGUUUUAACUUCCACUAUAAUUUUGUAAUUAAUGUGAUCAAUAAAGUUUAUAUAAUUUCGAUUCUGUCCAAUUUAUUUAAAAAUAAACUUUAUUUUGAAUUAUUUAUAGAUCACAUUGCGAAAUUAAAAAUUUUGCUCUAGAAUUUUAACACGAAUUUGAGCACUUUAUUGACUUGUGACGUUUAUUAUAAAAACUAAAUAUCUGAUUUUUUUAACGAAAAAUGACUACCGAUGUAAAUAAAUUAUAAUCAAACAUUAGCCAAUGACAGCUACUUAAAUGACCCUAAUUUCUGUUGUAUCUCUCCUAAUGCAAACUAAACGUUACUCGUCAUCUACAUUCAAAAUGCGAUUUAUUGAUAAAUCCGCGGACUGUUUGGUUACUGAUAAACAUUUUUCGAAGUGGACUUAAAGUGUGUAAAUAAUAUUUAUUUGAAAGGUUUAGUUCGCUCAAGGAUACAUCAAGCAGCAAUAUUACACGAUUACUUCUGUGCACUGCUCGAAGAAAUUUAGUGGAGUAAAAUGAUUUCCCGUUGCUUUUAAAAGGUUUUCAACUACAUAAUAUAUUCCUGUUCGAAGUUAUUUUACUCUUGUACAUACCCCGAUUUCAGAACGAGCGAAUGAACAUAAAAAUUCCGCUAAAGUUGUUCGACUUAUUGGAAUUUGCGUAACUUUUUUGACUAAUUAUAAUGUACCAUCGGUUAAUCGAUGCUACGAGAACAUUGUAGAGGAACAAUUGGCUAGUAGAAAACUUUUGGUUGCGCCACUGAUAAGUAAUCAGUCGUAAAGUCGGCAUCAUCUUCCAUAUUUUUUAUACGAGCAAGCCGUAAAUGCAUUUUUAAAUAAAGAAAUAAAACAUGAAAAGCCAUUUUUCUAAUAUUCAUUUUUAUGUAACAAAUCAGUUUUAAAGAAAUGUAAAAUACAAAAUGUACUCGUUAUAUAUUUAGGUAAUAAAUAAUAAGUAAAAGGCC
Messenger RNA from Phyllotreta striolata, 5097 nucleotides. The record is from the annotation of a GenBank genome assembly. NCBI's taxonomy places the organism in Eukaryota, Metazoa, Arthropoda, Insecta, Coleoptera, Chrysomelidae.